AUGGAACCCUUGGAGGAGAUGCAAGGGGCCCCAGAGCAGCAGGGUUGGGGCCAAGCCAUGAUCUGGGUGUCUCUGGGUGGGGUUCAGGAGCGGGAAAGGGGCAAGGGCCUGGCCCAAAAGCGCAACAGGGCCAUCACGGCCCGGAGACAGCACCUGAAGAGUGUGAUGCUCCAGAUUGCGGCCACAGAGCUGGAGAAAGAGGAAAGCCGCCGGGAAUCUGAGAAGCAAAACUACCUGUCAGAGCACUGCCCACCUCUGCAUAUCCCAGGCUCCAUGUCUGAAGUGCAGGAACUGUGCAAACAAUUGCAUGCGAAGAUCGAUGUGGCCGAGGAGGAGAAAUAUGACAUGGAGGUGAAGGUGCAGAAGAGCAGCAAGGAGCUGGAAGAUAUGAACCAGAAGCUAUUUGACCUGAGGGGCAAGUUCAAGAGGCCCCCACUGCGGAGGGUGCGCAUGUCAGCUGAUGCCAUGCUGAAGGCACUGCUGGGCUCCAAGCACAAGGUGUGCAUGGACCUGAGAGCCAACCUGAAGCAGGUCAAGAAGGAAGACACUGAGAAGGAGCGGGAUCUGCGCGACGUGGGUGACUGGAGGAAGAACAUUGAGGAGAAGUCUGGCAUGGAGGGCCGGAAGAAGAUGUUCGAAUCUGAGUCCUAAUUGCCCACUGCCCCAAUCCCACCCCACCACUGGGGGAGCACCCGACAACCAGGCUGGGAGUACUUGGCCUCUCUCCAAUAAAGGAUUUGCAUCCCUUC
This is a messenger RNA of Meriones unguiculatus (Mongolian gerbil), 749 nucleotides long. It is a transcript of the gene Tnni2, whose product is annotated as troponin I2, fast skeletal type. Gene Ontology annotation, cellular component: troponin complex. The transcript has 7 exons. Bases 1 to 651 code for a protein of 216 amino acids. Gene Ontology annotation, biological process: muscle contraction. The record is from RefSeq and is a predicted model, not a curated record. Lineage: Eukaryota; Metazoa; Chordata; Mammalia; Rodentia; Muridae.